Messenger RNA from Aphanomyces astaci, 1666 nucleotides. RefSeq lists its product as hypothetical. The transcript has a single exon. NCBI's taxonomy places the organism in Eukaryota, Oomycota, Saprolegniomycetes, Saprolegniales, Verrucalvaceae. The record is from RefSeq and is a predicted model, not a curated record. The coding region runs from base 18 to 1580 and encodes 520 amino acids.
GUCGUUUUGGUACGUCGAUGAAGAAUUGUCAUUUCGAAAUUGGCAUGACUAGCCUCUGUGGCACGCCCGCCGUCGCGGCCUUGGCGGCACAAGACCCGUUCAACUGGCAGCCAUGCCCCGACACGAACGACACCCGCGUGCAAUGUGGGUUCCUCAAAGUCCCCCUCAACCACUUGGAUCCGUCGCCCGACCAAACCAUCGACAUUGCCGUCCGCCGCUUCCGUGUCCCCAAUGCCACCAAGGGCACCAUCCUCCUCAACCCUGGAGGGCCCGGCAUUCCUGGUAUGCCCUGGGCUACAGGCAGAGUCGCGUGGUACCUCGGGGGCCAGCACGACGUGUUGGGGUUCGACCCUCGUGGAGUGGGGAAGUCUCGUCCCGCGCGCUGCACCAAGAACGGUUACACCGCCACCACAGAGUGGCCCAAACAGAGGCACCUACCGUUCGACUCGCCGACCGCCGAGACAUCGUUGGGGCGGUUCGGGGCGCCCCUGAAGGCCAUAGUCCGCCGCUGCGAAAUGUACGAUGGCGACUAUGUCAAGUACCUGUCGACGUCGUUCGUGGCGCGGGACAUGGACCUGAUCCGCGCCGCCCUAAACGAAUCCGUGGUCAACUACUAUGGCAGGUCCUACGGCACAGUUCUCGGGGCCACGUACGUCAACAUGUUUCCCCACCGCGUCGGCCGCGUCGUGUUCGAAUCGGUGCUCGACCCGACUGUGUACACGGGGCCCUCGUCGGGUAUGCUGGCCACGUCCACCGUCGAUGCCGACGAAACGUUUGAUGCAUUUGCCAAUACGUGCGAGGCGGCGGGUCCGGCCAACUGCCCCCUCGCGUCCGAGCCCCACGUCGGCAAGCGCAUUCGCGAGUUUCUGGCCAAGACGGAGGAGACGCCUGUCAUUGCCCCGACGGCGGCCGGGGACGACUUUACCGUCGUCAUGGCGUCUGAAAUUCGAGAUAAGAUCCUGUUCGACUUGUACAAACCGGAAAAGUGGCUCGGCUUGGCGCGCUACCUGAACGACUUGUUGCGGGGCCAAUACGUGUCGGACCCCGUGCGCGAAACAUGCCCCGUGACAAACUCGUCCUACCUUGGCAUGUACAUGGAGUUCCCCAUCUACAUUGCCAACGACGGCGACUUGGAGCGGGCGCAGGACUGGAACUGCGCCCUCCGCGAAGCCAAGCAAAACAGCCCCCUCUUUGGCAUGCAGUUUGCUUUUUACGCCUUGCCUGCCAUGUACUGGAAGAUUCGCCCCGUGGAGCGCUACAGUGGUCCGUGGAACGUUCAGCUGCCCCAACCGAUUUUGAUUCUGCAAAACAAAAUCGAUCCCGUCACCCCCCUGCGCGGCGCCCGAGCGCUCGCCAGACUCAUGGGCUCCAACGCGGUGUUGGUCACACGCGACGGGUACGGUCACGGCAUCAACAGAAUGCGCAGCAGCUGCAUCUUCAACGCCAUCACCGCCUUCUUCAACAACGCCACGUACCCCAAGCACAACUCCAACUGCAAAGUGGACGCUGGUCCGUUCGAUUUUAACCCCGACCAAGCCAGUACCGAAAAGAAGCUUGACGAGGUCGACGAAGCCGAGUGAUUGGAAAUGUCGGCGAUCUUGGCCAAUGCCAAACGACCAUUGUAGUUCCUUACGGUGUCGAUUUCAUUUCAUGUGUAAAGAUUAAC